AUGGCGGCCGAGCUGGUCGAGGGCGGUGCCCCGCGGGCCGCGGCCGCGGGGGCGCGGGCGGCCGAGAGGCUCGUCUCCACGGCCGACCUCCGGGUGCCGGCCGAGGACGCGCGCGUGGUGCUGCUGGACUCGCCGCGCAACCACAUCUCCGUGGUGGAGCUGGCCGGCGUGGGGCGGGCCGUCAUGAAGAGGUUCAAGGUCUGCGACGGCUCUCGGCAGCGCUUCGAGGCGGAGCGCCGCCACCUCGCCGCGCUCUCCGCGAGCUGCGACAACGUGCUGUGCCCGCUGGGCACGGUGGACCAGGCGCCGACGUAUGCUCUGCUGCUGCCCUUCUGCCAGACCUGGGGCUCCCUGGACAAGGUGGUCCACGGCGCGGCGGGGCCGCUCCUCAGCGCGGCCUGGCGCCUCUGCCUGGCCGCGGACUGCGCGGCCGGAGUGGCGGCCGCGCACCGCGCGGGCGUGGUGCUCUGCGACGUGAAGCCGGCCAACGUCCUGGUCGGUGAGGACCGCGUCGGGAGGCUGUCGGACCUCGAGCUGGCCGCCCCGUUGCACGAGCUGCGGGGUCCGCCCCCCAAGCACACGGGCGGCCCCCGCGUCGCGGCCCCGCCGGCGCUUCGAGGGCACGCCGCAGUACGUGGCGCCCGAGCUGAUAUCGGCGUACAACCUCUUCCCCCAGCAGUGGUACGCGCAGCGGCGCGCGUGCUCCUUCGCCUCCGACGUCCUCGCCCUCGGCGUGGGCCUCAACGAGGUGCUGUCGGGGCGGGUGCCGUACACCGACGUGGAGCGCACCGACGCGCAGCGGCACACCGGUGGUGGAGACGGGCUGCACGCCGCGGGCCCUCGGCCGAGGCCGUGGCCGAGCGGGGCCAGCGCCCCGCGCCGCUGGCGGGCCCGCUGGGGGCAGCUGGCCGCCCGCAGGCUCCUCCACGAGCCGGGCGAGGGGCCCUCGGCCGAGGUCGGGCCCGA
This is a messenger RNA of Prorocentrum cordatum, 966 nucleotides long. The record is from the annotation of a GenBank genome assembly. Lineage: Eukaryota; Dinophyceae; Prorocentrales; Prorocentraceae.